UUCUUGAGCUAGGCCCCGGCCCCGCCCCGCCGGCCCUGCGUGUCUCGCGGCUGCGCGUGGUGGAGUGCAGCCUAGCUCUGCUGAGCCCCCUUCUACCGCCCCGCCCACCCCGCUUUGCAGGCUGCUCUGGGAUUUCCCUUCGCCUCCGUUUGGGGCUGCUGUUUCGCUUCGCCGACGGUUUGGAAACCCUGCAGUCUUCUCAUCUGGUGAUGGAGCUUUCAAGUCCUUCCAGAGAGGUGAGUGGGCCAGGGCUCCCAAAUGGUCUCGUCGCUCUUUCUGGAAUCCUGGCCAUCCAGGCUCUGGAAUUCAGUGAACGACACACUCUCCUCGAAACCAGGCCAUCACAGCCCUUUGAUGGAGGGACAGAUGGAGGGAAGGAGUGUCCCAAGCCCCGGGACAGAGUAGGCAUCUUGGCUCCCAGCCUCAUGGGAUUGCUUCUACUUCAGGCUGUGUCGUGGGCAUCAGGUGCCCGCCCCUGCAGCCCUAAAAGCUUUGGCUACAGCUCAGUGGUCUGUGUCUGCAAUGCUACAUACUGUGACUCUCUUGACCCCCUGACCCUACCUGACCCUGGUACCUUCAGCCGCUUUGAGAGCACACGCAGUGGGCGCCGAAUGGAGCUGAGUCUGGGGACCAUCCAGGCCAACCGCACAGGCACAGGGCUGCUAUUGAUCCUGCAGCCAGAUCAGAAGUUCCAGAAAGUGAAGGGUUUUGGAGGGGCCAUGACAGAUGCUGCUGCUCUCAACAUCCUUGCCCUGUCACCUCCUGCACGGGAUUUACUACUCAAAUCGUACUUCUCUAAAGAAGGAAUCGAAUACAACAUCAUGCGGGUCCCCAUGGCCAGCUGUGACUUCUCCAUCCGCACCUACACCUAUGCUGACACCCCUGAUGACUUCCAGUUGCUCAACUUCAGCCUCCCAGAGGAAGAUGUCAAGCUCAAGAUACCCCUGAUCCACCAAGCCUUGGAGUUGGCCCAGCGCCCUGUCUCACUCUUUGCCAGUCCCUGGACAUCACCCACUUGGCUCAAGACCAAUGGGGCAGUGAAUGGGAAGGGGACACUCAAGGGUCAUCCAGGGGAUCUCUACCACCAGACCUGGGCCAGAUACUUUGUCAAGUUCCUAGAUGCCUAUGCUGAGCACAAGUUACAGUUCUGGGCAGUGACAGCUGAGAACGAGCCUUCUGCAGGGCUAUUUAGCGGGUACCCCUUCCAGUGCCUGGGCUUCACCCCUGAACACCAGCGAGACUUCAUCGCCCGUGACCUGGGUCCCACCCUCGCCAACAGUACACACCGCAAUGUCCGACUUCUCAUGCUAGAUGACCAACGCUUGCUGCUGCCUCACUGGGCCCAGGUGGUGCUGGCAGACCCAGAGGCAGCUAAGUAUGUUCAUGGCAUCGCUGUACAUUGGUACCUGGACUUUCUGGCUCCAGCAAAAGCCACCCUGGGGGAGACACAUCGCCUGUUCCCCGACACCAUGCUCUUUGCCUCAGAGGCCUGUGUGGGCUCCAAGUUCUGGGAGCAGAGCGUGCGGCUGGGCUCCUGGGAUCGAGGGGUGCAGUACAGCCACAGCAUCAUCACGAACCUCCUCUACCAUGUGGUCGGCUGGACUGACUGGAACCUCGCCCUAAACCCUGAGGGGGGACCCAAUUGGGUGCGCAACUUUGUCGACAGCCCCAUCAUCGUGGACAUCGCCAAGGACACAUUUUACAAACAGCCCAUGUUUUACCACCUUGGCCACUUCAGCAAGUUCAUUCCUGAGGGCUCCCAGAGAGUGGGGCUGGUUGCCAGUGAGAAGAAUGACUUGGACACAGUGGCACUGAUACAUCCUGAUGGCUCUGCAGUUGUGGUCGUGCUAAACCGCUCCUCUAAGGAUGUGCCUCUUACCAUCAAGGAUCCUGCGGUGGGCUUCGUGGAAACUAUCUCACCUGGCUACUCCAUUCACACCUACCUGUGGCGUCGCCAGUGAUGGAACAGAUACCCAAGCAGGCGCCUAGGCUCAGCAUGGACAUCAAAGGGAUAGAGUCAGCUCACAUGCUGUCUGUGGCUACAGAGGGUACAGCAGGACUGGGGGGGAGCUUAAGUGAUGUAAGCCCCAGAGGCAGUGGUUUGGGUGACUCACUCUCCCCUCUAGUUGGUGCCAGGGGCUGGAGGCCCCUAGGGAAAGGACCGGGAGGCCCCAGUGGUCCUCCACCCCCAUGCUUGUGUGAGCGUGUGCUGUGUGCUGGUUGCCUGUGGAAACUGGGCCCAGGCCCAGGGUGAGCUCACUGUCUGUACAAACACAGGGGUGGGGGCUGGAUGGCAAGAGAGGUUAAGGAAAGGAAGAGACUAGGAAAGCUGAACCCAAAACUGGGAAGUGCUUGUCUUUCUUGGAGAUGCAGAACCAGGCCCAUGCAGAUGUCAGCACCAGGGCACAGGCAGCGAAAGAAGCCAAGCACCAGUGGGUAGACUCAAGCACCCAGAUGGCCCCCUUGGUCCAGCGAGGAAAAAUGGCAGCCUCUUAAAGGAGAGAAUGUCUGAUCCCAGUCAGUGUGAGCAGUUUUAUUCUGGGGGUGGGACCCCAUUUCCACCCAUACCACAAUGGGGAAACAUAGGAGCCCCUGGAAUGCAUGACAGUAGAAAAAUCAGUCCUGGGAGCAUGAGGAUAAAUCAUUCCUCUUCAACCUCCUCAGCCAUGCCCAGGGCCCGUGUGCGUGGGGCCCGGGCAGGUGGUGCCCGCUGGAUGGAGACAAUGCCACUGAGCAAGGCAUAGCCCGCCAUGGCUGCCAGCCCCGCCAACACAGAUAGGAUCUGGUUCCGGCGCCGAUAUGGCUCCUCCUCAGUCUCUGGGUUUGCUGGUGUCUGGCGUGGAGGUGGCACCUCAGCUGAGGGGCAAGGAAGGAAGGUGGGUCAGGGGGCUGGUUUCUGGAUCCCUGCCCACUCUCCGCAGAGCUAGCGCCCACCCCCGACCCAUCUGCCCCUUACCUCCCUCCCAGGGGAAGUAGAGGCUGAGGAUAUGGGUGCAGUAGGCACAGAGGUUGUGCAGCCCCCGCAGGUGGGCCUGCAGUUUCCCACUGGGCAGCUUCGCCUGCUGCAGCAGGGCCAAGUAGCUGAAGACAAAGGCAUCCAGGGAGGCGGGGCUGCAGCAGAGAGAAAGGGUGGGAUGGAGAAGGGGAAGAGAUGGAGUCGGAGGAAGAGUCGGCCCUGGGAAGGUAGGCUCUGGGCAGCAGGGGACCACCAGGGGAGGAGAGGACACACAGUUCUGGUCCUGGUGUGGGGAAGGCGCCCCAGGUGGCGCCAGCCUGGCCUUGAAUGGGACUCUAUCCCAGGGCUGCAUAAAGGGCACAUUGAGUGUCCCACAGCCCAGCAGGCCCCUCCUGGGCCUGGCGGCCCUCCCACCCUCCUGUACCACUGAGGCGGCUCCGGGCCCACACACAGCCCCACUGUCACCAGACCCAGUGUCUGUCCCGAGGACCUCUUGUCCAGAGCCUGAGCCCACCCUAGCCUCUGUGGCUGUCUGAACCUGUACCUUCUUCCAAGCCACCUAUGAUUCCCCUGGAGUCAGACUCACGCAUCUCCAAAGAAGAAUUUCUGAGAGCCCAGGCGCUGAGAGAGAAGGGUCAGGCAUUCCCGAGCUUCCUGGUACAGCUAUAGGGGGACACCAGGUCAGCUUGCGGCUGCGGGAGCAGUGCCGCCUCCCCGGCCAGGCACUCCCACUCCUGGCCAUCGUCCUGGGGGCUCCUCUCAUACAACAGCCCCCUGUCCCAGAGGUACCUCCUUCUCCAGCUCUUCCUCCUCCUCAGGCCUGUGCUCCCCACACAGCAGCUGCAGCCGCUCCAUGUACUGCCGCUGCAUGCGGCCAGGCAGGAAGAAGUUGAGGGGAAAGGGCAUAGCCUCUGCGUACCACUUCCGGGUUACUUCCACAUAGUUCUUGGCGUCUACCCAGAAAGUAUGUAUCUGGAUUGGGUGUGUAGGAAGGAAGAGGCAGGUCUGAGCCAGUGCACCUGCCUGACCCAGGGUGGGCUUCUGGUCCCCACGCUGCUCCAAGCCUGUGUGUGGGUGUGGGGGGGUGUCUGUGUGUAUGCCCGACCCCCUCCCCCACUGACCAUCCAUGCUGGGAGGUCUGGGCACACUCACCAGCACCGGGAGCAGCUUCUCCUCCAGCAGAGACAUAAAGGCCAAGGUGUCUGCCCCUUGCCGGGCUGACAGAUCAUAAUCUGCAUUGUACUUCUGUGGAGGAAACAUCCACUGUGAGGUGGAUGCUGGGGGACUCCAGGGACACUUCCUCAAGGAGGGAGGCAUCCUGUCUGGCACCACCCACACUGACCUCUGAGUGUAGCAGAGGUAGAGUGUGGGGCUUUGCUCGCUGAGACCCCCUUGCCUGGGCCCAGUCAGUAGCCUGUUGCCGUUGGCGGGAAGCCUGGACCUUGGAGCCUGCUGGCCGUCAACGUCCCGCGCCCAUUGGGGGUUGGAAGGAAGGCCCAGCCACAAACCAGGAGCAGCUCCCAGAGUUUCCACAGAAAGCUGGCAGGAUGCCUGCUGACGGCAACUUUCUAACAGUAACUUCUCCGAUCCAGACACCACAAAACUAGUAGAGUGGAGCUCAGAUGCAGGUUGGGCCUCAAUCAGUGCCUCAGGAACUAGGGGAUGCCAUCCUCAUGCUCCCAAGACCCAGUGAACCCACGUCUAGGGCCCCAGUGCCCAGCUCUUGGGUGUUUCUUCUAUGUCAUUCCAUGGCCCGGGCACCACCACCACACACACAUUCCAACCAUACCCCCAGGUCUCAGCCUGCCACACCUUGCUCGGCUCCAGUAUCUGCUCCUCAGCACCCUCCUCCACAUCCUGAGUAAACGUUGUCCCCAAAUAACCUCUUGAGUGUGAUCCUUAAAUCUCUCUGAGCCUCAUUCUCCCCCAUGGAAUAGGGAUAAUAAUCUUUCUCUCAGUGUGGCUGUGUUAGGAGAAAACUCUUUGGAAACUGGGAAAGCUGUGUUCAUACAUAAGGCAACAAUAGCCCAGUCCCGCCAGGAACUUUGGCUUUUACCUGGACCCCCUCUCUCCAUGCCUCUCAAGCCUCCAUUAAUUCCCCGGUUCCUCCACCUUUGGGAAAGUAGAAAUGAAUAAGAGGGUCCCACUUCUGACAAUAUGUUCACUUUUGGAACUAGACCAUGAAACUAGAAGAGCCCUUGGAAAGCAUCCCGGCUAAGCCCCGUAGUUUUACCAAUAAGGAGCUUACGGCUCUGAGAGGUUAAGCAAUUUGCUCAAGGUCACACAGCCAAUGACAGUGAAAAGCACAGCCUAGGCCUCCCCAAUCCUCUCGUAAUGCUCUUUCAACUUCCCCACCCUGGCUCUUAGCCUCGUCCAUCCUGAGCUCCAUAUUAUAAAGCCCGACCUGGUCCCUGAAAAAAGGGCAAUGGCCCUUAGCAAUCCCUCUCUGGUCCCAUCUUUUUUUUUCUGGUCUCAUCUUUGAGGACCUCAUCUGAGCCAACUGUUCUCUCCUACUCUCCUUUCCCUUCCAUGUGUCAUCAGCCUGUUCAUCUCUCCCUCCUCACCCAGAAGGCAGAAGUCAUUGUGCAUCCAGAUGCCUUGACAGUGGCCUAGCUGACUCUCUAGCCUACUACUCAACUACAUCACAGCAACACGUCUGUGUCUCCUCAACCAGACUACAUGUUCCUUGAAGCUCGGUCCCCUGCGUCUGGUUUGGCAUAUAUUUGGUACUCAAUAAAUGUGUGUUGCACUGAA
Messenger RNA from Balaenoptera ricei (Rice's whale), 5710 nucleotides. RefSeq names its product glucosylceramidase beta 1 (gene GBA1). Gene Ontology annotation, molecular function: glucosylceramidase activity. The transcript is spliced from 12 exons. Lineage: Eukaryota; Metazoa; Chordata; Mammalia; Artiodactyla; Balaenopteridae. Gene Ontology annotation, biological process: glucosylceramide catabolic process. The coding region runs from base 210 to 1961 and encodes 583 amino acids. The record is from RefSeq and is a predicted model, not a curated record.